UGUGUGUGCGCGUGUGGGUGUGAGUGCCUGGCUCGCGCUGAGACACACACACACUCACACACACACACAACCCGUUUGUCUCAUCUGAACUUGAAGACACCCGACAUUCCAAGACGCCCGGGAAUGCCCGGGGUUCUUCGAUCUGGAAAAUCCUACCGGCAUCUUCCUAGGGAGGGAUUAUCUUUUUUUGCUUUUUGCUUUUUAAAUCUGGAAGAGAAGAGAGCAAGUUGUGCUUUUUCCUCCCUCCUUCUUGCUAAAUGCCAUGGAUAUAACUGAAUAAGCCGCUCAGGGCUCUCCCCGCGUGGACGUCCGAGGCCACCAUCUGCCUGCGUUCGUCGGAGCCGGAGCCGGAGGGCUAAGCUCGAGCCUGUCUCGGGCGGGGAAGGAUGCGCGGCCGAGCCGGGGAGCCCGGGCGCCCCGCGGAGCUGGCCUCGGUGCCUCCCAGCCAGGGGUAGAUGCAGCCUCGCCCAGCGAGAAGCCGUGAGCCCCUUCUGCAACCAGCAAGACCCUGAGUCCUGAGGCCAAGUGAAGUGGACGUCAGCAGGCAUUCUCAUUCCCUCCCCAUGGGGACGAGUGUAAAGGACACUGCCCAGGAGCACCCAGACUCCUGAUCUCUCACCUGCCAGUGCUCUAACACUGGGAGCACUCUGACCUUUGACAUGCCAGGGUGGGGAUUCCCCACCCUGAAACUCUGAGGCCCCAGCUAAGCAUGGACCUAGAAGGCCAGAACACAUUAGAUCAUGGAGAAGUUCGCAGGUGGAAAGCUUCUACAUGUGGACACCACAGGUGUGGACGUGCCUGGUGGGAUCUGGGCCAAGGCACCACGGCCUGAGUGACCAGACCAUGGAGACCCUGCUUGGUGGCCUGCUGGCGUUUGGCAUGGCGUUUGCUGUGGUCGACGCCUGCCCCAAGUACUGUGUCUGCCAGAACCUGUCUGAGUCACUGGGGACCCUGUGCCCCUCCAAGGGGCUGCUCUUCGUGCCCCCUGACAUUGACCGGAGGACGGUGGAGCUGCGUCUGGGGGGCAACUUCAUCAUCCACAUCGGCCGCCAGGACUUCGCCAACAUGACGGGGCUGGUGGACCUGACGCUGUCCAGGAACACCAUCAGCCACAUCCAGCCCUUCUCCUUCCUGGACCUCGAGAGCCUCCGCUCCCUGCACCUCGACAGCAACCGGCUGCCCAGCCUCGGGGAGGACACCCUGCGGGGCCUGGUCAACCUGCAGCACCUCAUCGUGAAUAACAACCAGCUGGGCGGCAUCGCCGACGAGGCCUUCGAGGACUUUCUACUGACACUGGAGGACCUGGACCUCUCCUACAACAACCUCCAGGGCCUGCCCUGGGGCUCCGUGCAGCGCAUGGUCAACCUCCACCAGCUGAGCCUGGACCACAACCUGCUGGACCACAUCGCCGAGGGCACCUUUGCCGACCUGCAGAAACUGGCCCGCCUGGACCUCACCUCCAACCGGCUGCAGAAGCUGCCCCCAGACCCCAUCUUUGCCCGCUCCCAGGCCUCUGCUCUGACUGCCACACCCUUUGCCCCACCCUUGUCCUUUAGUUUUGGGGGGAACCCACUGCACUGCAACUGUGAGCUUCUCUGGCUGCGGAGGCUGGAGCGGGACGAUGACCUGGAGACCUGUGGCUCCCCGGGAGGCCUCAAGGGCCGCUACUUCUGGCAUGUACGUGAGGAGGAGUUUGUGUGUGAGCCACCUCUCAUCACCCAGCACACGCACAAGCUGCUGGUUCUGGAGGGCCAGGCGGCCACACUCAAGUGCAAGGCCAUCGGGGACCCCAGCCCCCUCAUCCACUGGGUGGCCCCCGAUGACCGCCUGGUGGGGAACUCCUCCAGGACUGCCGUGUAUGACAACGGCACGCUGGACAUCCUCAUCACCACAUCUCAGGACAGCGGUGCCUUCACCUGCAUCGCCGCCAACGCCGCUGGGGAGGCCACAGCUAUGGUGGAGCUGUCCAUUGUCCAGCUGCCGCACCUCAGCAACAGCACCAGCCGUACCGCACCCCCCAAGUCCCGCCUCUCGGACAUCACUGGCUCCAGCAAGACCGGCCGGGGAGGUGGAGGCAGUGGGGGCGGGGAGCCUCCCAAAAGCCCCCCAGAACGGGCUGUGUUGGUGUCCGAUGUGACCACCACCUCCGCCCUGGUCAAGUGGUCGGUCAGCAAGUCAGCGCCACGGGUGAAGAUGUACCAGCUGCAGUACAACUGCUCCGACGAUGAGGUACUGAUUUACAGGAUGAUCCCAGCUUCCAACAAGGCCUUCGUGGUCAACAACCUGGUGUCAGGGACUGGCUACGACCUGUGUGUGCUGGCCAUGUGGGACGACACUGCCACGACGCUCACGGCCACCAACAUCGUGGGCUGUGCCCAGUUCUUCACCAAGGCCGACUAUCCACAGUGCCAGUCGAUGCACAGCCAGCUCCUGGGCGGCACCAUGAUCCUGGUCAUCGGCGGCAUCAUCGUGGCCACGCUGCUGGUCUUCAUCGUCAUCCUGAUGGUGCGCUACAAGGUCUGCAACCAGGAGGCCCCCGGCAAGAUGGUGGCCACCACUGCUGUCAGCAACAUGCACUCGCAGACCAAUGGGGCCCAGCUGCCCGCUCUGAGCAGCGCACCCAGCGGGGCCCCAGUGCAGGCACCGCCCAAGGUGGUGGUGCGCAACGAGCUGGUCCAGUUCAGUGCCAGCCUGGCCCGAGGCAGCGACUCCUCUUCCUCCAGCUCCCUGGGCAGCGGGGAGGCCGCGGGGCUAGGACAUGGCCCCUGGAGGCUCCCUCCCCCUGCCUCCCGCCCCAAGCCCAACCUUGACCGCCUGAUGGGGGCCUUUGCCUCCCUGGACCUCAAGAGUCAGAGAAAGGAGGAGCUGCUGGACUCCAGGACUCCAGGGGGGAGAGGGUCUGGGACAUCUGCCAGGGGCCACCAGUCGGACCGAGAGCCACUGCUGGGGCCACCCACAGCCCGGGCCAGGAGCCUGCUCCCCUUGCCCCUGGAGGGCAAGGCCAAACGCAGCCACUCCUUUGACAUGGGGGACUUCGCAGCUGCGGCUGCGGCAGCGGGAGCGGUCACCGCAGGUGGCUACAGCCCCCCUCGGAGGGUCUCGAACAUCUGGACAAAACGCAGCCUCUCUGUCAACGGCAUGCUUUUGCCCUUUGAGGAGAGUGACCUGGUGGGGGCACGGGGGACAUUUGGCAGCUCCGAGUGGGUAAUGGAGAGCACGGUGUAGGCCUGGGGGUGGGCAUCCUCCCUCCCCACUGGCAGAGCAGAAGAAGGGGGAAGAAUCUGUACUGGGAGUCCUUGUGGAGUUUCCAUGGCGAUGUUUACAUCCAGGGCCGUUUCCUCUCCCUGUCAACGGCCUCCCCCACCCCCACCAUCCAUGCCACCUUCCCAGGCCUGUCCCCCACCACCCAGUGGGGUGUGCUCAGGGAAAGCAGACUCCAUCGCUAAAACGUCGGGCUGAGCCCCGAGUGUUGGGAGAGGCGGCACUUGGCCUUUCUCAUCACAAAUGUCGCAGAUAAGCAAGCGGCUGUGGAUUGCUUAUGGUUCCUGUGUUGUUUCUAUUUCUUAAUUUAUUUUUUCCACUUCCCAGACUCCCCCUCUUCCUUCACACAGAUAAUGGAGGGUUUGCUCUACAUAUGGAAGCAGGUUCCCAGCCGCCCUAGAAGUGGGCGACUGAGGUCCGUUGACAAGAGAAGGGAGUUAUUCUGCCUCCACACGUGUUUUGGGGGAGGCUGUGGAGUCCCCUGGCCAGACUCCUCACUGUUCCCAACCGUCCCCACGCUUGGGAGAGAUGAGUGAGCCCCACGUCAGACCCUGCUCCCCUGCUUCUCAAACAUGACGCCCCGUAUACACCCAUCACAUCAGCUUCAACCAGAAGGGUAGCUUCCAGGGCUCCUUGUGUGUGCGCGAUGGAGAAGGGCUUUAGGAGGCGUAAGGGCAUAAGGGAUCUUAGCUUUUGGAAUUGCUUUGGGAUUUUUGCCUCUUUUUUGAGGAAGCUGGCACAGAAAGUCCCCGUGAGCAUGUGGUGGGUCAAGAGAGCUUCUCUUAAGGAAAGCAGAGUAGGGUGGCCAAAGGAGCACUGGACUUGGAGUGCAAAGAUCUGGGUUUGGAUUCCAGAGCCACCACCCAGUAACCAGCUGAACACGCUGAGCGAGACCCUUCCUAUCUUUGGGCCUCAGUCACCUAAUUUGCAAAAUCCUGGGAUUGUACCAGGUGUCUGAUUUCCUCCCAGUCCUAAAGACUAAUGAACUCUUCAUGACUCUAAAUGUUAUGGUUUCAGCUCAGCUCAGGAGCACAAGCUGUAGAGCAGUCCCUGUCCUUCCUACUGGACACGGAGGGAGAAUUCUAGAGGCUUUGGAGGGGAAAGCUGAAUCUCAUUAGAAUCGUAGUUUUGAAGCUUGAAGAGCUGUCUGCCAUCAUCUCAUCCUUAACCCUCUCUCCCCCUCCCCCCAGAGUAUAAGGGACUUGCCCAUGGUCACACGGUGAGUUAGUGACCAAGUCAGGGUAGGUGUGAAGGCCGCCUCCUCCUGAGCGUGGUGGUGGGGAUCUGUUACCCUGUCUUCACCCUGGCUAGGGCAUUUCUGGGUCCAAAGUCUGUCCCUUGUUUGUUCCUGAAGAAGGUGGCUCAGGGUGGGACAUGGGGCAUGCCUUCCAUGGAUGCCAUUCAUGAAGAGCAUCCAUCCAUGGACAUGACAAGAUGGCUAUGGGAGGGGCACAUGGGCUCCUUUUGACGUAGGGAUUAACGCCCACACUCCCAGACAGUGUCGAGAUGGGGCAGAGGGGGUGCGGGAGGAAGAAACUGCUUUAGAAGUGUCUGAACGACUUCCCCCUGCAUCUGUCUCUCCUGGUCUCUGUCUGUUGCGGGUCUCUCCUAACUGCCAACGCACUACCUCUCCCUCGGUCUCCCCAACUCAUUCUUCCCUCUCCCGAGCCUCUGCCAUAGAUCUCUAACCUCUCUCUCUCCUUCUUCUCCCUCCUUCCACUUGCCAACCACACAGCAUACAAAGCACACAGGUGAGUCCACUUCGGGCCGAAAAGUUCUGAUGGGCUCAGACCUGGAGCUGUGCUGGUGGCCCCCACCCCCACCCAGAGCACACAAGGAGAGGGUGGGAACUGUCUAUGCAGGAUUGCCUUUUGGCUCCAGCCCAGGAGCCUCCCAAUCCCAUGCCUUCGUCCUUCCGCCCCUCCUCCCUUGCUUCUCCCUGUCCUCGCCUUCCCUCCACCCUCCUGUCUUUAUUCUUCUUUUACUUCCUGUGACUCUCGGCCUUGCCCAGUCCCUUUCUGGUCUUGGCAAGGUCAUUAACUGACCAGGCCAGUCUCUUCCUGAGGCCACAAGUUAAUUUUCCAGGCUAAUCCCAGUGCCAGAGCACAUGCCUCCCCCAGCCAUGGCGGCGCCCACAGAACUGGGUGACUUGGAAGCGUCUUUCCCACCCUCCUCUUUUCCGCCUCCGUUUCCCUCCUCUCUGUGUCUCUCUGCACCUUUCUCACUCAGCCUUUCUAAAUGUAGCCAUUGAGGAAGUGAGCCCCAAUACCACCUUUCUUUUCGCCUUUGGGUUCAGACACCCAGAGGGAAAGUGGUGGAUGUCGGAAGGGGAGGAACCAACUGUCUGUUUUUGUCAGUGGCCCUGAGCUCUGUCAUGACAUGGUAUGUACUCGCGCUUGUGUUUGUCAUGUUUCUGACUUGGAGUUUUGGAAAACAACAUCCCUGUGGUCAGAAUAUAAAUGCCAAUCUUCUCCUUUGCAAAAAAAAAAAAAAAAGAUGUACAGUAAAAUGUACAGUUUUAAAAACAACCAACCACACUUCUUGGGAGAGAAAAAAAGAACAUUCUCAUGUCUGUGAAUGUCUGCUGUUCAUUUCUCUGGAAACGCCAUGGUUUUCUGAAGGGGGCUCUGAAGUUGCAUUUUCCAGUGUACGUGUGUCAGCUACUGCCUGGUAGGAGCCUGUUUCCUGCCAAGUUCAUGUAAAGAUGGCAGCCUUCUGAAAGAGAGAAUGGGGCCGUCCUCCUGGAGUAAAGAUCAGUAGAGGAUCUAGAAUGAAGCUCCAAGCUAAGAAGGAAUUGUUCCUUCCUAGUUACCCUGAUGUCCCACCAGCCCGCCUCCUUUUAUUGGACUGUGGCCACCACCACACUUAGCCACUAGGGGAGCACAUGUACCUUCCACCCAUUUUGGUUGAGCCUUGAAUGGCACUUUUUCAAAAGGGUCUUUUACUGGGGAACCAGGACAACAAACCAAAGCACAAACCCAAAGUGUAGAAACAAAUGAGCUUCUGGAACACGCUUCCCAACCCUAUCUUCAUCUGAUGUUUAGAUCAGCACUGUUCAAUAGGAAUAAAGUGUGAGCCCUGCUGUCAUUUUAAAUCUAACCUAAUAUAUCCAAAAUAUUAUUCCAACAGGCAAUCAUUAUAAAGUUAUUAAUAGGACAUUUAAAUUGUUUUGUACAAAGUUUUGGAAAUCUGGUGUGUGUUCUACACUCAUGGCAAUCAUUUUUCACAUCUUGGCACAUCUUUAGAAUGCUAAGAGCCAUAUGUGGCCAGUACUGGCCACUGUAUUGGAUGGUGCAGCUCCAGACGUACAAUGAUCAUGCAAGCGUCGCUUUUGGCAGGGGAAGCACUGACAAUUAUUGAGCACCUACAGUUCCCAGGUACUGUAUUGGUGCUUCUCGUGCAUUCCCCACUGACUCCUCACUGCAGCCUCUCAAGGUGGAUAUUCUUAUGCCGAUUUUACAGAUGAAGGGACUAGGCUCAGAGGGGUUAAGUAGCUUGCCCAUGGUCCCACAAUAAGUCUGUCUGCAAAGCCUUAGCCCUUUCCAUAACGUCACACUGCUUUUCCUAUCCUUUCUUCCUCUCUUCAACCUGCUAUAGAUUACAUUUUACACUGACUGAGGUACUCAAAUUUAUAGCCUGAUCUGGAAGCCCUUGGUUUGCCCUCAAGGUCUGGUAAAAUUCUCAAUGUUGACUGCCGGCAAGGGUCCCUUGUUUAAGUGGGUUCUUCUGACCUCACGCUGGCCUUUCUGGCUCUUCUUGGCUUGUAACACAUUUCCUCCCCUGGCCAGGAAGAUUCCCCCAGGCUUCAGACAGUCUGGCCCAGCCUGCCCUUGUGAUCACCCCUUCUCAAGGCCUGGGGCCUUCUAGGAGGUCUCUUGUAUAACAACCUCCACCUCCAGCCUCGUCCGGUCCCCUGUGCCCUGAAAGCCUGUGACUUCUUCCUUUUUAAGACAUAAAGUCUCAUACCAGCUCACUCCAAUGAGUGAACUCAUCUUCCCCCGCUUCCUGUUGGAAAACAGGAGGAGAGGCUCUGCCCACCCAGAUCCUCUUUCCUCACAGGAGAGAAGGCUUCAGCUCUCUCAUCUUGUGCAGAGUAGAGGUAGCUGAUGCACUCUGAGCCCAGCUGAAUUAUUAACUAGCAAAGAGUUCAACCUCCUUCUCCCAAGUUCUUGAUAACGACACAUCCCUCAGGUUCCCUUCGAAGGAGAUGUUUUUCAUUUUGCCAUCAUUACAGUGUUGAAAGUCCAAAAGAACUUAGAUACACUUUUUUUUAAGGGAUGUAAUUUCCAGCCAGGUAAGAGAAAAGUCACUGUCUCAGAUGUCUGCCUUCCAAACUGAGCAGUAACUUUUCUCCCAGAGUCUGUGGGUAUUGAUUUUCCAUAAGUACAGCCUGAGUGCCUCUGUCUGCUGUCCUCUGUUCUCAAAGUGUCUACGGGGAAGGUCUCAGAGCUUCAGCAAGCCACAUGGGGCUUCCUUUGUACUUGCAGCCGUUGGAGUUUCUGCAAACUGCUGCUGGUAAAAUAGAUACGCUUAUUUUAAAAAAAGACUGUUGUCAGGGAGCAGUCAAAACCUGAACACACCGUUUUAAACAUCACACCCAGAUUCCCAAACCCAGCAACGUUCUAUGUGAUGCAGUUGCCAGCAGGAAGAAUUUGUUGCGACCAUAAGGCUUCUCACAGGUAAAUACCUGGGGUUCCUGCCUUUGCACAACAGAACCAGAUCCAUCCAGGUUGCUCUCCCAACAUCUAAAAGGAACAUUGCCCUGCUCACAGUUUAAAAACGUCUAUUUGUGCUUUCAGCCUGUAAACUAAAGAUCUUACUUUCUCAGCUUCCAUGAUCUCGUUUAAGUGUCCCCCCUGGCAGCCAGCCGAUGUUCACAACAACGCUGUGAGUUUCCCCUCCCUGCAGCCUCUCACAGAGGGAAACUGAAAUGCUUCCCAACCGACCAAAGAGGGGAGCCCGCCUCUCCCCCUCAAGCUACCCUGGGAGCCCAUCACUGCCGUUCAGCCUCCUCUGACUGGUGCAGCAAUGUUGGCCCAUGUCCUCAUUUGGGAUGCUUGGCAUAUUUCUUCUGCUCACUGACUCUGGGGAAACGGGCCCAGACUGCAGGCUCUUGCCUGGUUAUUUUUCUGUUCUUCUUGGCAUAACUGAUCUUCUUGUCCCUUUGGCCAAAUAGCUGAAUGUGCUCCUGGCCAAUCAGAGCCAGGAUUCUCCUCCACCAUCUUGUGUUGGAGUCUCUCUGGAGCUGCGGCAAGGAAGAUCUCAUUAUCUAGUCCCUUUCUGAGAUGUCAAUGCAUCCUGCAGUUACCCGCUUGGGUCCCUAUGGAUGAGGGGGUGAAUCUGGAAUUUCACCCAUCUCCAUGGGAUUCCCAAACCCAUGUGGUCCAUAUCCAGUCAGCCCACUGACCAGCCCACAACCCUGGGCCCCUCCAUCCAGCUGCCCAUCUGGUUGGUGAUGAUGAGCACGCCCCCUUUUCUUUUGCUACCUCCUCUGUAACAUGUGCUCAGUGAUACUCCCUGGCACACCUGGCAGCGACUCUAGCAUUUAUAUACUUUGCAAGAGUGAGUUUUCUUUCCCUUGACUCCCCUAUGCUAUAUCCAAGAUGUCCUCCAUUCCCCAAACUGUGAAUACCUCUGUCAGCUUCCUGACACUGUUCCUACUCUCUCAUGAAGAAACACCUCAGAGGCCCACACUGUCACCUCCAUCACCAACGCAGGAUGUCUUGGGAACAAGCAAGUAUCUUGUUUACCAUUUGAGAAGGACUAUUGCUAAGAAGAAGGGAUUUAAGUCCUCAGUUACACCCAGUCAUCUGGAAUGGUCCCCUCCUGGGUUCCCUGUCACACUCUUUCUACCCAUUCCUUGGGAUCUCUCAAAGAUACAAUUCUGCCUGUCUACCAAAGAUGGGCUGGUUGCCUUACCUACUCAGACUAAACAUGGGAAAGUUCUUGUCCCUUCAUUAGGUUGACACAAGGUUGGCAUUCUCCAAGUGGAUAUUGAACUGCAGAAUUAAAUUGAUAAUAGUAGCUGACAUUCAUUGAGAGUUCCCUACGUGCUGUGCACUGUUCUAAAAGCUUUACACAGAUUAUCUCAAUUUGUCAUCAAAACAACACAGUGAAGUAGGUAUUACUAUUAUCAUCCCCAAUGGGGAAGCUAAGGUAGAGAGAGGUUAAAUAACUUGCCCAAGGUCACACAGCUAGUGAGUGGCAGAGUUGGGUAAACAAUAAGUUAAUUGUCCUGAAGUUACCUACAAAGCUGCAGAGACGAUUAGAAACACAGAGUUUUUUGGGUUUCAUGUCAAAGGCCUGAAUUCUGGUAUGGGAACUUCGAAUUUUAGAAGACCAAGUCCAGCAGAAAAAGCAAAAGAGGUGGAGAAAUCAGUGCUACGUGCAUUCAGCAUGCAUUUGCUGACCUACUGUGUGCCCCACACUGUGCCCUGCACUGAGGGAAAUCAAAAUAAAAGUGAAGGACACUGUGCAUGCCCUUGAGGGCCUUACACAUCCCCCUGAGGGGCAAGGACAUAAGCUGGUUCUAGAUCUCUGGUUUUACAAAGAUCAGUCUGUUUUCACUCAUUUCAAGAUAAUGGAUAGUCCAGGAGGAGAUGAACGGAUGGAUUGGCCAGGGCUGCAAGGCCAAGGUGGCACCUCUGGCUGGAAGAAUUCACUAGAUUUUAGGUUCCAAAGGGACCUGGAGUGGCCAAGUGACUGGCUUUGGGUUAAACAGGGUCCACUCAGAACUGGAAUCCUGCACCUGGACUAGCAGGGAUGGAAGCAGGCAACUCUAGCUGUCCCAGGAGCUUUUGAGGUGGGGUGGCAGGUGGGAUGGAGAGAACAAAGCAGGCCUGGGGGAGGGGCAGUGGUAGAGAACUGGGAGGUCCUGAGCAACCCAAGGCAGGCGGUGUUGCUCCUGGGGGUGAGGUGCCGUCCAGGAGGAGGAGCUGGAUUCAGAGCCUGUUUCCUGGCCUCAGUGCCUUUUCCAGUAAAGUGUUGAUGGUAAGUAUUGACUUUGGUAAGUACACCUGAGGAGGCCCAUGUAGUUAUAUAGAUGGCACAUCAGAUUGGAAAAGGCAGAGUGAUAAUAGUCAUUAUGAUUAAUGAUAUGCAUCAUUGAAAACAUUAUGAUAAAUUGUAGCAUAUUAAGUGAUAAUAUUAGGUAUCUCAGUCUCAUAGAAUCUCAGGGCCGGCAAAGCCAUCAGAGAUCAUCCACUCUAGGCUCCCUCGACGGGUGUUAGGAUCCCCUGUUCAAUAGCCAUGAAAACUGUUAUUAAUCUUAUUACAAGCAAGAUCGUGCAUGAUGAAGUUCAGAAUUCACCCCAAGUGGGGAGUGGCUCCCUGUACUCCAACCAGACCAAGGCCUGAUGGUUAUGGCCCUGUACCCUGGUGGGCCCUUGCAGAGUCAUCAUUCCUGCCUUCACAAGAAACCCAGAGCCCAGAUAGCAAGCAGCUCUCUGAGACUGCUGUGGCCAAAAUAGCAGUAGGAAACUAGGUGCAGAGCCAAGGCCCAGGCUGGGAACAACUCGGGGUGGGGGAGGGGCGGUGUUGCUCCCUUGCUGAAUUAGCCCUGGUCUCCAGGACAUCGAGAGAAGGAAGGAGGCAGGAAAGGGGGAGAAAGCACACGUUAGCCUCUGCAGCCCCUGGUGCUCCUUUAUGUUCUGAGAUCCACAGUCCCAGUAGCAGCUAGAAGGACCUGGAAAAUUCCAGACCUCAUCUCUGGGUUUCCUUACUCAUUGGUUCCCCAAUCCCUGCUCACCCUUCACCCUUGUUCCAGGUCUGGCAUAAUGGCCAAAGUCUAACCACCAGGACUCUGAAAUGACAGAAAUGCUGCCACCAAAAACCUCUUACAGGUUUUCCUUUAUUUCUUUGGGUUAACAGACUUUUUCCCUUCUAGGAUGUAAAUACUCACAGGAAGACUCUGCCAGGUGCCAGGUGAAUCACCCAGCAAGAAGCUGGCUCUGUUCAGAGGGCUAACAGUGAGCCAGAGGGUCUCCACUUGAAUUGGGAGAUGGCCUUUGUGUGUGUAUUGGGACAUGAAUUCAGCACUCAGCCAGAUGGUUUACAACUCUGCCUUAGCCUUCACUUCCUGCUUGUGCAGAGCCUGAAGAUCUGCCAGAGUUCCAGGUAAGAUGCAGUAAACACACGGCAGCCUCCCUCCCCACUGACAAUAAAACCUGGACACAGUGCGUGGGGCAGCUCUUGGAAGUCUCUGAACAGCUUUGUUGUGGUAUGUUGCUG
Molecule: messenger RNA, 11490 nt
Organism: Equus caballus (horse)
Lineage: Eukaryota; Metazoa; Chordata; Mammalia; Perissodactyla; Equidae
Source: RefSeq, a predicted model, not a curated record